AGAGGUUUCCGGCUCCGGGAGAGGAACUGGGGGGAAGAAAGAAGGGGAGAGGGGGAGAGUGCGGCGGGAUCUCCCCCUCUCUUCAGCUGAGGCGGCUACGCGGAGGCCAUGGAGUUCCCUGGAGGAAAUGAGAAUUACCUGGCUAUCACCGGGACGGCCCACCCCUUCUUGUCAGGGGCUGAGACCUUCCACACGCCAAGCCUCGGGGACGAAGAGUUUGAGAUCCCACCCAUCGCGCUGGACGCCGACCCCUCCCUGGCCGUUUCUGACGUGGUUGGCCACUUUGAGGACCUGGGUGACCCCGUGACUGCCCCAGAUGCCACUUUCUCGGCCCAGUAUGGGGUGCAGGCGCUUGACAUCCCCGUGGGCAUCAGCCACGGCCUCAUGGAGCAAGGGGGCGGGCUGCUGAGCAGCGGGCUGGCCAUGGACUUGGAUCACCCCAUGGGGACUCAAUAUAGUGCCAACCCGCCCGUCACCAUCGACGUGCCCAUGACGGACAUCAGCUCUGGCCUCAUGGGGCAUGGGCAGCUGACCACCAUCGACCAGUCAGAGCUCAGCUCCCAGCUGGGCCUGAGCCUGGGGGGUGGGGCCAUCCUGCCCCCCGCUGCCCAGUCGCCUGAGGAGCGGCUCUCGCCCACCCCCUCGCCCGCCAGCUCCAUGCACGAAGAGGAGACGGAAGAGAUCAGGCGGCAAGUUUCCGUGGCCAAGCCGGCCGUGACGCCUUCCGUGGUGGCCCCCGCGCCGGUGGCUCCGCCCGCCGUGGUGCUGGACGCGGUGAAGAAGCCGAAGCCGGCCAAGAAGCAGAAGAAGAAGAAAGACCCCAACGAGCCCCAGAAGCCCGUCUCGGCCUACGCCCUGUUCUUCCGCGACACCCAGGCGGCCAUCAAGGGGCAGAACCCCAAAGCCACCUUCGGCGAGGUCUCCAAGAUUGUCGCCUCCAUGUGGGACAGCUUGGGGGAGGAGCAGAAGCAAGUUUACAAGCGGAAAACGGAGGCAGCAAAGAAGGAAUAUUUGAAAGCCCUGGCGGCCUACCGGGACAACCAGGAGUGCCAGGCGAUCAUCGAAACCGUGGAACUGGACCCCAUCUCCUCGCCCUCCGAGCAGCCGGCCCCCGCGGCGGAGUCUGCCUCUCCGCCGGCGCCGGCGUUGCCCGCCCCGCCGGCUCUCGAGAGCCCCCCGCCUCCUCCUCCGCCGGCCAUCGUCUCCACCCAGCCCACCGUCGUGGUGACCUCGGGCACGGGCCCCCAGUCGGCGGGCCAGACCAGCAUCACCAAGAUCAUCAUCCCCAAGCAGAUGCUGCCCUCCUCGCUGGCUGUCACGUCGCAAGGGGGCGUGGUGACGGUCAUCCCCGCCACCAUGGUGACCUCGCGGGGGAUCCAGCUGGGGCAGCUGCAGGCCGGGACGGGGACCACCCAGAUCGUGACCCGCUCCGUCUUGGCGGCGGCGGCAGCAGCGGCCACCUCCAUGCACCUGCCCCGGCUCCAGCCCCCACCUCUCCAGCAGAUGCCUCAGCAGCCCCCGGCCCAGCCGGUCACCAUCCUGCAGCAGCCCCCUCCCCUCCAGGCCAUGCAGCAGCACCCCCUGCAGCAAAAGGUGCGCCUCAACCUCCAGCAGCCCCCGCCCCCGCUGCAGAUCAAGAUCCUGCCCCCGCCCGCCCUGCAGAUCCAGCCCAUCGCCCUGCGGACGGAAGAAGGCAGCCCCGAGCGGCCCGGCGCCGACCUCCACCCUUCCCCAGAGCCGGUUGACGUGGUGCCAGAGGUGGAGUCUCCGACGCCGAUGCACGUGGAGCUCGUGUCCGAAUCGCCGGUGGCCAUGUCCCCUCGGCCUCGCUGCAUCCGCGUGGGCUGCGACAACGCCCCUGUGGCCAACAGCGACUGGGACAACGAAUACUGCAGCAAUGAGUGUGUGGUUAAACAUUGCAGGGAUGUGUUUCUAGCUUGGCUGGCCUCCCGCAAUUCCAAUAACAAUGUCGUCUUUGUGAAAUAACCCUCAGCCUUUUGGUGGGUUGGGAGGAGAAGAAAACGACAGUUUCGUGUUCCCACGCACACCUUUUCCAAGGACGACCAAAAAAGAAGAAGAAAAAGAAUCGCCAUGCAACUGUGGGGGGGGUUCGGGGACAUGCAGCAGAAUUGUUCACCAUCCACGGAGCGUCAACAAGAGAAGACCACGUCUCUUCUGGGUGGGAGGGAACCGUUUGGGAACUGCAGACUUAUUCCCCCCCCCUCCUCUCAUUUUUUUUUCUAUACACUGUCCCUUGAUAUGUUUCUCGUGAUGGAGGCGAUUAAAGCUGGACGAGGGAUAUGGGCGACGUCCUGCCAUGUA
Messenger RNA from Elgaria multicarinata webbii, 2322 nucleotides. It is a transcript of the gene TOX4, whose product is annotated as TOX high mobility group box family member 4. Gene Ontology annotation, cellular component: nucleus. Gene Ontology annotation, molecular function: chromatin DNA binding. Lineage: Eukaryota; Metazoa; Chordata; Lepidosauria; Squamata; Anguidae. The coding region runs from base 109 to 1986 and encodes 625 amino acids. Gene Ontology annotation, biological process: regulation of transcription by RNA polymerase II. The transcript is spliced from 9 exons. The record is from RefSeq and is a predicted model, not a curated record.